Messenger RNA from Bombina bombina (fire-bellied toad), 10818 nucleotides. It is a transcript of the gene SEC16A, whose product is annotated as SEC16 homolog A, endoplasmic reticulum export factor. The transcript is spliced from 32 exons. Gene Ontology annotation, biological process: COPII vesicle coat assembly; autophagy; Golgi organization. The coding region runs from base 187 to 7320 and encodes 2377 amino acids. Gene Ontology annotation, cellular component: endoplasmic reticulum exit site; ER to Golgi transport vesicle membrane. The record is from RefSeq and is a predicted model, not a curated record. NCBI's taxonomy places the organism in Eukaryota, Metazoa, Chordata, Amphibia, Anura, Bombinatoridae.
GUUGUGAUGUAAGCAUGUACACGUCGGCUAGCCGGAUAUCCCAGCAGGCCGCGGUGCUGAGUUCGUUUUAGCUGUUCGCCGGUCGGGAAUAACGGCUGUCACAUGAUUAUUGUGGAUGUUUUGCGUGUCACUUUUGUUGUGUUAACGUGGUCAAUUAAUUGAGCUAAUUAAAAAGCAGUUGAAAACAUGCAGCCACCUCCACAGACUGGGCCACCUGCCACAGGUGGGCCCCCUCGCAUGGGAAUGUCCACAAAUGCAUAUUGGCGUAAGAGGGGACCCACCCCUGCAUCUGUGUCUUCAGCAUCGGUGCAACCAGUAACAGAUCCUUUUGCGUUUGGCAGACUGACACCCCAAAAUAUGCCACAAAGCAAUGUGCCGCAAGCAAACCUCCCGGCAAUGCCAAAUCCCUCCCCUGCGUAUCCCCAGCCUCCUGCAGACCAUUCUUCAGUUGCCGGUGAUUACUUGCACGGAAUGCAGACUUCAGGACCUGUACCUCAACCUGGAGCCAUGUAUACUCCUGUAUCAACCCCAUCAGCAGCUACUGGUUAUUUUACAAACACACCUAUCCAUCACAGUACAGAUCAGGGGCUUGGUAAUCAUGCUGUAUCGUUACGUCAGAAUGCAUCAGGUGGACUUGAAAAUGCAUUUGCACCUUCAUCUAACAGAUCUCAGAGCAGACAAGGUAUUCCUGCAGAUUAUGGUGCCAGUGCCCCUGUCACUGCUCCUUUGUCAUUUGUUCCUACACCAUCACAGCAAACCACUGGUCAGUGGGGUUUUACACAUGCUGUUCCUCCUACCUCAGUUCAGAACUUUCCCCCAUCUGCUCAUCAUUCUACCUACAAUGCUUCAUAUUCCUCCCCGCCUUACUUAGAAGUGUCCAACCUGCCUCCUCAAGCCAGUAUUUUUCCUAAUGAGGCCCAACGUGAGCCACCUACACAAAGGACUGUUCCCAUCAAUUAUCCAAUUGGAAGUAGUGAAAACAAUGUCUUUCAAAACAGCUCAUCUCAGCUGGAAUACAUGCAUAGUCAUAAUCCCCAACAAAGUAACAAUUGGCUUCACAACCCUUACAAAGACCAGAUACCCUUGUCCAGUUCUAACCUUUUACAAACUAGCUCCCAGUCAGCUAUCUCAGAAAAGGCACAAGAUGAUAGUCAAAAAGCAGCUGGGCGUGUAGACACUGACACUGAUUCAGGUACUAUUUCAAUGUUUUUUAAGGGGGAUGAAGCAGAAAAUGUUGAAAUACUUUCCACAGACCGUCACCUUAUGAUUCAUAAACCAGAACAAAGCAUUUCUGAUCCUUAUCAGAGUGGUGGGCAUCAUAGUUUACCAUCAACUUCACAUCCACAACAAAUCAUCACUAAUGUUCAAUCUCAAACAACAGCCACAUUGUGUUCUAGCUCUUCAAAUCAAAUGUUUUUAUCCCAGAACUUUAGCAGUCCAUCUGAUCCCCAAAUGUCCCAUAACCAUGAUGUCUAUAACAUUGGUGAUACAUCAAGUGAUUCCGGUCCUGGAAUAGAUCCACAGUAUGACAAUGUGGAAAAUGUAGAGUAUAUCCAAAAUCAAGAAGUUCUCCCAAAUGAGCUACCGAAUAAUGGUGGUAGUAUUUUUCCAACCAGUACAAAUCAAGAUGCAUAUAGAUAUGGAAUGCUUCCUGGCCCUUCUUUGCCAAAGAAUAUUUCUAACCAUACUCAAGUGGGACCAAAUUUGGAGACACCGGAUGCUUUAACUCGUCCUGUAAGGUCUGAUAGUGUCUCUUCCAAUUACAGCAACUUGAGUCAAAAGAGUUUGCCUAAUUCAUCUAGACCUCAAGAGUUAGCAGGCACUUUUAUCCAGAAAGAGAAACUUGAUGAUAUGUCCACAAAUUUCUUUAAGCAGGUGGAUUCUCCCAUGUCAGGAAAUUCUAGUGUUCAGGGCAUGGGUCAAAACAGUUUUUCUGGUAGUCAUUCACAACCACCAACCCCAAGUCCUCCUAAACCUAUGGGUAUAUUUCAGACAAGUGCAAAUAGUUCAUUUGAACCUGUAAGAUCACAUGCCUUGUGCAUGAAACCGCAAGCCGAGGUUUCCCAAGGAAAAGUAGUAGCAGAUCUCCAGGAGAAUCAGAAAACAGCAAGCAAUAUGCCUCACAGUUCAGUGAUGCCAGCUGUAUCUCCAGGUAACUUGGAACAACCACCUGACAAUCUAGAAAAUAUUUUCUCUAGUAAAUUAAAUGCUCCAUUAAGCUCUUCAAACAGUGGGAGUAUGUUUCAGAAUUUUGGGUCUGUACCCUUGCUACGGCCUUCCUCAAGGGCUCAUGGUUCAAAUAAAAAAUGUGAAAGUCCUGCAACAACUUUGUGGGCUCAAGGGGAAAUACCACAUUUUGAAGGGAAUGUUCUUCUUGCACCUGCUGCUCCUGUGCUAUAUGUGCCCCCAAAACCUCAAACUGAAGUUAUUCAGCCUCCAGAAGAUGGGAUGUCGGAUGUCCAGUCUGGUAAAGUAGAGCAGGCAAAGGUGGCAUCAUCGCCUGAAGACCAAAUUUCCUCAGAAAACUUAGAGAAUCCUCCCAAAAUUGGAGAUGAGGAACCUCUCCACUCCCAGGCAAGUUCAGGUUAUGCCAGUUUGUUGUCUUCGCCGCCUACUGAAUCCUUGCAAAAUCAACCUAUAUUAAUUGCGCCACCAAACAAAAGCUAUAAUUUUAGUCAACCAAUUAAUUUUUCUAUGACAUUGCCUAUACCAAAUCAAAUGAAGUACAUUAAUUCAGCGAAAGACACAGGAGGUGACAAGCUCUGUAUAAUGACUGACCCUCCAGUUGUUAACACUUCUAAGGAUACUGGGCCUGUUUCUCUGACCCUUCCUGGUCCUGUCUCAAAUACCCCUGUGACUUUUAAUCCGCUUUCUAAUCAUUCUCUAUCACUCAAUGAUUCUUUUCCAAAUCAACCUUCCAAUAUGUCAAAAUCAUCUCUUUCUAAUCAAGUACCUCUUAAUUUAGUCACAGAAAUCCAAAAGACUGUGAAGGUUGAAGGUCUACCACCUCUUGAUUCCGCUAAUAAAUCCACACCCCCUGUUUCCGUAACAAACACAUCCACAGGUAAUGGAAAUGUGAUGUUUCCACCACCUGUGAAUAGUGUCAACACCAUGGCUCGUAAAAAUAGCUUGGCAGGGAAUGCAGGUGCCCUAGAUUUUACUGUUCCUCGUGCCCCAACCAAUCAAGGUGUAAAUCAUGCCAUGUCUAAUCAGAGUCACCCCCCAUCUGCAGCUCCUGGUAUUGCUUUGCAAUCUAUCAAUAAUCAAAAUCUACAUCCAGUCCAAGAUAAUAAUAAGCAGAGUGGUUUUUAUCAGCAGGUUACUAAAGAAGUAAAACAGCCUCUUUUAGAAAAUCCACAGCAAACACGUGAGUACAUGGCACCUGGAGCACAGCCUGUGUCUUUGGUUUCUUCUACACAAAUUGCAGCUGGAAAUAGACCUGUCCCACAUGCGCCACAAACUGAAAUGCAGCCUCCAAGCACUAUGCAGACUUCUGGCGCCCCACCUAGCAUCUCUUCAGAGUCUAUACCGAGGUAUGGUCUUCCUGAACAACUCGCAUCAACUGUUCCUGCACCUAUGAACAUGAACAACGCAACAGGCUACCCAGAGCAAGCUAGGCCUCCAUCUUCCCAAACACCGAAGCAAGGAUUUCCACCAACAGCCGAUCCUUAUUACUACUAUAGAGGUUAUGGGGCAUAUCCACCUACGUACCCACAGCCAUAUCAAACCAUGGAUCCCAGAACUGCUUAUUAUCCGGACCCGUAUAGUUCAUAUGACCCCUUGUACAGAGGCUAUGCUGAUUCUGGGAAGUAUCCCUACCAGGAGCCAGAACGACCAAGUUCACGAUCAAGCCAGUGCUCUGAUCGGCCAUCUUCAAGGCAGGGGUACAGUUCCAAACCAGACUGGAGUUCUCAAAGUAAUUACUAUGCGGAUUAUUACCAAAAUCAUUACAAUUAUGGAGAUCCGGCACGCUGGGAUCGCUAUCCUGGAGCAUAUGACCCUGGCUAUAGAGAUUCCCAAACAAACUAUUGGGGUUAUGCCUAUGGUAACGCUGAGGACCCGUACCAGCAGAAGGCCUCAUACAACUAUCCAAGCAGGUAUAACGUAUAUGAAGAUCGUUGGCAGUAUGAUCCCCGCUAUGUUGGUGGCUUUGAUGAUGAAAUUGAACCACGAAGAGAUAUGGCAAAGGAUGACUUUGACAGACGUAGUGUUCACAGCGAGCAUUCUGCCCAUAGUGUGCAUAGCUCGCACAGUCGAAGAAGCAGUUUUAGUUCACAUUCCCAGCACAGCCAGAUAUACAAUAGCCAGCCAGGUCUCCCAGCAAAUGUGUAUGAUCCACAGUUGCCGAACCCUAAUGUUACUGACUAUACAUACAGCAUGUAUCCCAACAACUACAGCACCCAGCAGUCACUAGACCCCUAUUCUUUUGGAUACACAAGCAAUACGGAGUGGCAGGCUGAAGAACCAGUUCCCUCUAGAUCUUUGACCCCAGAAAAGUUUGGAAGUCCACACGUCUGUGCCAGGUUUGGACCUGGUGGGCAUUUAAUCAAAGUGCUUCCCAACUUGCCUUCAGACGGGCAGCCCGCUUUAGUUGAGAUCCACAAUAUGGAGGUCAUGUUACAGCACUGCCCCGAGCAAGAACAGCUGAGGACAUUUCCUGGUCCCUUGGUGAAAGAUGAAACUCACAAAGUAGAUGUGAUUACUUUUGCACAUAACAAAGCAAAGGAAUGUUUGCAGAAUGAUAACCUGAUUGACCAGGAAUCUGUGUGUUUGCUGUGGGAUUUUAUUGUAUUACUCUGCAGGCAAAAUGGGACUGUUGUAGGCACAGAUAUUGCUGACCUGCUGCUGAAAGACCAUAAAACUGUGUGGUUGCCUGGCAAGUCGCCCAACGAAGCAAACUUAAUAGAUUUCAGCAAUGAGCCACUGGAGCAAGAGGAGGAGUCUGUAGCAUCUCAGCUGUCCUUCCUCACAGAUACCCUUCCGACCAUUGGAAACAAUCUGGAGAAAGAAACAGAGAGGUUCAGAGAGCUGCUUCUUUUUGGACGUAAAAAGAUGAUAAAACAUUAUAGGUGGAAUUCAAAUUUCAGUUCUGUCCUUAAACGUACUUGUUCUGGGCCUAAUGUGCGGUUUGCAAACAGCCUUCCAAUUAACGAUCCUCUGCAGACCGUUUAUCAGCUCAUGUCUGGAAGAAUGCCGGCAGCAGCUACAUGUUGUGGCGACGAAAAAUGGGGCGACUGGAGACCUCACCUGGCUAUGGUUCUUUCUAACUUGACCAAUAAUUUAGAUGUACCAUCCCGGACCAUAACCACUAUGGGAGACACUUUGGCUUCCAAGGGCCUGUUAGAUGCUGCUCAUUUCUGCUAUUUGAUGGCUCAGGUUGGCUUUGGGGUCUUCACCAAGAAAUCAACCAAACUGGUCCUCAUUGGAUCCAACCACAGUUUACCCUUUUUAAAGUUUGCAUCCAAUGAAGCGAUCCAGAGAACAGAGGCUUAUGAAUACGCUCAGUCACUGGGCACACAGGCCCUCUCACUGCCUAAUAUACAGGUCUUUAAGUUUAUUUACGCUUGCCGGCUUGCCGAGUACGGACUUUCUGCUCAAGCCUUCCAUUAUUGUGAAGUCAUUGCCAAGACUGUCCUUAAGCAUCCGUCUUUCUACUCCCCUGUGUUGGUCAGCCAGCUACUCGAGGUAUCCUCCCAUUUAAGGUUCUUUGACCCUCAACUGAAAGAAAAGCCGGAACAGGAGUUAUUUAUUGAACCACCCUGGUUGCUGCGUCUUCGACACUUAGAUAUGCAAAUCAAGCAAGGUACGGUUGUGUUUAACCCCGGGAGAGCCACACCCCAGCAGUACACCUGCAGCACACCUAGCUCAGAUCAGGAUCACAUCAGCCAAUCGGAGGGCGCCGCACCUGUUCAAGAUUUUCUUCCCCCCAACAAUGAUAAUCCUCUUCUUGCAAACUUGGCGCCCAACAUGAUGCCGCAGGUUUAUGGCGUCCAGCUUGCACUCCCAGGCCCUGAAAACACCACCUCUGUUUAUCAACCACCUGCUACUACUGAACCACUGUACGUACCCACCCAGCAGCCUCCUGUACCCACACCAGGCUUUCCACCCCAAGGACCUAGCUCAGGAUUUGUACCCUACACUGGGGAACAGAGUCCUACUUUCCCGGCACCCCAAGUGAAUGCUAUGGCACCACCCUCACCACAGACGGACGCUCCCGCACUUCAUGAGCAGUGGAAUCCGGAUCCAGGAUUGCAAAGGUUUCCCCAGAAUUCACCGACCAAAACAACCUUUCCGGAACAGGGGUUGGAUUUCUAUGGUGAAAUGGCGAGAAUGGCACCAGGGCAAAGAUCUAGGACAGUAUCUCAGUCAUCGGCACACAUGAGAAGAACUCGCACAACGUCAGAGUCAUCCACCCACUCUAUUGGAUCUGGCAGGAGAAGUUCUGUAGGGAUCCAGCCUUCACCACCUCCCCCAGCCAUCCCAGAGGCUGAGAAACCAGAAAGGAAAAAAGAACCCAAGACACAAAACCAGGCGGGUGGUAGAAGUUGGCUUCCAAAGACGAUAGGUUGGCUGAUCGGAAAAGGGAAGAACGAAGCCCAUUUACCAGAUGACCGGAACAAAUCCAUUGUAUGGGAUGAAACGAAGCAACGUUGGAUUAAUAACGACGAACCAGAAGAAGAGAGCAAACCCCUGCCCCCACCUCCACCGGGGAUCUUAAACAGACCUCAGGGCACUUCCUCCAUCGCAGGAGGUCCACCAAACCCUUCUGUCAACAUGUUCUCUAUCAGAGCAGGAAAAGGUACUUCUGUUAUUUCAGGAGGAGCAAGAGGCCGUUACGUUGAUGUGUUAAACCCCGGCGGUAGCAGACCUAGCAACUCCGUCCCUCCACCAGCUGAUUUAUUUGCCCCAUUGGCCCCAAUGCCUAUCCCUGCAAACCUUUUUGUUCCAAAUGCAGUUCCUGAGGAGGAGCAGCCGUUGGAAGCAAGUGGAGCUGAUACGGCACAACCUACCGAGCAGCCUGGCUUUGAUAAUGCACAGACCCCGUUUAUGAAUUCAGCUUCUCUGCCCCCUGGGUCUGAUCUCACAAACUCAAACCAGGAGGACCAUCAGUCAGGAGAGCUUUCUCGUUCUAGUUCUAUGAGUUCCUUAUCUCGUGAAGUAAGCCAUCAUUUUAACCAGGAUUCCAGUAAUUUACCACCGGUCUCGGGACCUCCUGUCGGUACUGUCCAGUUCUACAACCCUUCCCACUUUACACAGCAGUCGGCUUCAGGAAUGAGACCUGGACGUCUUGGCCAGCGGAAAUAUCCAACAUUAAAGUAAAUCUGUUUUGCUUCAGAGGACAUUUUAAGCUUUUCAGAGCAUGGGAAUCAAGUUUUGCUUCUCAGGAUGACUCAACAGACUUUUAAUACCCAACGCUUAUAUAAAUAAAACUAUUUUAUCAACUGUUCACUAAAGUGAGUUGGGUGUAGCUGAAUCUAAGAACAUUCUUCAAGUUUCUUAUGGUUUGGGAGCUAAGGUCAACGUACUGUAGCGCUUUCCAGAAGUGGGGGAAAAAAAGUUUUUUUUUGUUUUUUUUUGUUUUUUUUUAACUCGCGUAAAGCUACGUUUUGCAGUUUCAUAUUCUUGAAGAAGUUAAGUUGCGGAUUGUGAAUUUGCAGUGUGGCCUUACAUCUAAACUGCGUCUGCUUUAUUUUGCACCGUCAGAUGCAGUUGGACUGUUUUAAUAAAACAAUAUUCAUUAAAGAAAAGAAAAAAAAAAAGCAUAUUCGUAUAAAGGCGUUAAUUGCCUUUUGGUUCAUUCCCACUAAUAUAAAACAAUUCAAUUUCCCCCACAAAGUAAUAUAUUAAAUUAAAGCUGUGACUAAUGAAACAGUAAAUUCAACAAUUUUAUUUCCUGGUGUGUAUGUAGUCUGCAUAUUAUUGUAUAGGAAAGUUGUAUAGUCUUACAAAAAUUCUUGUAUAAUAGUUUACGAAUUAAUACUAUUCUGAUGUGUGAAUAUUUUUUUUUAAGUGCAAUAUGAUUAAUGCUUUCUCUUACAAUGUAGGGUAAUUCAAAUUAAAGAAGAGUUGGCUGUUAAAUUGUUCAAACUACUUCAAAUUGGCUCAGAUUAUUUUGCUCAAUUUUUUUAUGUUCUGUAAUAGUUUGUUGACCUGGAUAGCAGUGCAUUAUUGUCCCCUCUAGACGUAAACAUUGUAAAAUUCAAACUUGCUAAUCUUACUUUCAAAACAUUUCAUUUUUUUUAUUAUUUAAAUAAAAUAGGUGGGGAAAAACACACAUUCUGAAUUUGUAAGAUAAUAAAUUUGUUAUAUCACGUUCAGUAUAUACGUAAAGUGUAUAUAUAAACUGAAAAGCAUUUGAAAGGUAAUUAAAUUAUUUGUUAUUGAUACUUGCCUAAUUACAGGAAUCAUGAUAAUUGGACUUUAAUAUGCUGAAUGCUUCUUGAAAGAUUAGCAUUUUAUUCUCUUUUUUUUGUGUUUUUUUUUUUUUUAUUGUUUUGUUUUAGUAUUUGCCUGAAUCUAAUAAAGCAGUACUUCCUGACAAUUCUUAUAGGCUGAUAAGCUCUUCCUGCUGAUGUUGAUUGGCUGAUAAUAGAAUGCACAUUUACCCAUCAGCUGAUGAAUAUUAGUAGUCCACAAGUAAUAUGGAUGUAUUGGUUUCAAUUGAGCUGUAAACCACUGUUUACGCAGUGGGGGGGAAAGUAUUGCAAAUUGUGUCAUUAUUUUGAGCAGGAAAUAUACAUUUUGUCAAACCUUUUUGAGCUAAAAAGUUUAGUAAGUUACAGUUGUACCAAACUGUUUUUUUUUUCUUUGUUAAAACUUUGUAAAUGUAUUUUUACUGUUUAUAUAUCCUUAGGUUUUAAAAUUUUACGUCACUGGUUGUAAACUUCUUUUUGUGAGUCUUAGGUUAGCGCUUAUUUUGUAGUAAUUAUAUCAGAGAUCAGUUGUACGCCACUUAAGUUUACUUAACACCUACUCUCUCCAAAACAAAAAUACACAAGUUUGUUUUACUUAGGCACAGUUUGUGUAUACAGUCUAAUUAUAACAUCUAGUUCUUUUUAAGCUAUUGCCAUUGUGAUUCUCAAAAAUGGUGAAUGCUGAUUCAUAAAAUCUUUUUUUUUUUAAAAAUAGCAUGGAUCACACUUUAAAACCAGUUUUUAUAUCAUUUUAAAGCCAACGUUGUUUGAGAUUACAUCUCUAUAUGUUAAGAUUUCCAGUUUAGUUUCGUCCAGAAGGCAGCUUGCGUUGUUUAUAGACCAUUAGGUAUGGGAAAAGCAGGUUAGAAUACAUUUUUAUGAUUCUCCCUUAAGACAUACUUGAAGGGAUAUGAAACCCAUAUUCUUCUUUCAUGGUUUAGAUAGAUCAUACAAGUUUGAACAACUUUUCAAUUUACUUAUGUUUUCAAGUUUACUUCAUUCUGUUGGUAUCCUUUGUUGAAGAAGCAACAAUGCACUACUGGUAGUUAGCUGAACACAUCUGGUGAGUCAUUAACGAGAUAUGUUUGUGCAGCCACCAAUCAGCAACUGGCCUACCUAGUUAUGCUUUUCAACAAAUGAUACCAAAAGAACAAAGCAAAUUAGCAUUUUAUCCUCUAACUGAAUCGUGAAAAUGUAAUUUUGACUUUCCUGUCCCUUCAAGUCUUCUAUCAAAUAGAACUGGUAGUUUUGAAGUGCCUUUCUGCACAGAUGCAGCAUUUAUAAUAACCAACAUGAAUAGCAUUUAUGUUGUCUAUAUGAAAUACUGCUUUGUGGCGUUCAUGUAUCUCCUUAAUAGGAAAGUAGCACGCUGGGAGGUUGAAGGAAAUGAAGUGUAUGGUAUAGAACUGACCAGACGUCCUCCCUACUUAAUGCUUUGUUUUUGUUUUUUGGUCUUGGAAUUGGUCUUCCACAACCGGAUUAACCAGAAAAACUUUUUUUUAAUAAAGCUAAGUUGGAGGCAUUUGUUAACGUAAUAAGGUGAAAGAUCUGUGUACGGAAUAUAUGAGCUCAUAUUGAGGUAUCCAUUUUGAAGAAGCACGAAAAAUGGAUUUUCAAUCUUGGACCACCCCAGUCUGUAGAAGAUGAUUAAAGCCACAAAAGACGAUCUUAGAGAUGCAACACCUAGACUAAUAUUUUGGCUGCUUAUUUUAGUUAAAUUAUAAUGAAUUGCUUGCAAGAUUUUAAUAUUUAAAGCUGUUAGUAGCUGUCAUUUAUUUAAUGCAUUAGUCUCAUUAAUAGAAAUUAUUAUUACAAUUGUAUAAUGUUACAUAAUUUUGUUCUGUAUUUAUAUUGUCUCCUGGUUUUCAUUUUGUUUACUCAUGAAAAAAUGUACGGCUGGUGAUAUUCUGUUGAUGUUGCACACGUUUUUUUUGUUUUGUUAGUUUUUGUUCUAGAUUAAUUUAUCUGGAUAAUACUGGAUGUUUAUUUUUCCAGUGCUAAAUGGUACUUUUAUACUGUACGUGCAAAGUUAAAGGUUUAUUAACCAUUUCACUGUUGGGGGCGAGGGGUAAGCAAUGCAUUGCUAAAAAGGUUAAGCACUAAUUGAAAAAUAGUGAGAGAAGUCUGAUCUUAAAUGGGGGGGGGGAUAAUUUGUCCAUUUCGGCUUCUAUGUAAAAUACCCACUGACGUAAAACUUUUAUGCCACAUUCGAGCUUCUAAGCAGUGAGUAUUCUAAUCCUUCCAUUUGCUUCUCUGAUUCUGGAUAUGUUUUUCAGUUUAGAAUGCCAAUAUCUUUUUAAUGACCACCUAAGAUGACAGAGCUGAUUAUUUUCAUAAGAAGGUGUUUUAAUUUGACACUGUUAAACUCUUAAAUAAAAUAUUUUGAGUUAUCAAGCACUUUGAA